AUGUUACAGGGGACCACCAAACUUCCAUGGAAAUUUUCACACCAUCCAGCUGCUGCUGGUACGUUUUUCACAGUCAUGCUACUUGGACUUAAAUUCUGCACAUGCCAGUAUGAAGGGAUCCUACAAAACGUUAGAUUGGGAAUUCAGCUGCUGGAAGAUGGGAUUUAUCGGGCUGCAUUAGGCUGGUUUGCUUACGAACCUGAAUGGUUUGAACAUGAUCAUGGAAAUUUUGCACACAUCGAGGCUCAAUCUGUUAAUUCAUUUGUUCACUAUCUCCAAAACGAUCCAAAAGCACUGGGUGGGGAAUAUGGGGGAUCUUUUCUUGACAUGGAUCACUGUCACCCUGUUUGGGGACCUAUGGAGAACUAUGCAGCUUGUAGAGAUAAGAGGAAGCAACUACUUUUAAUGUUGAAGAUCAGAAAUCGAAGGUUGCAAGUCAGAUUUGGGAUCGAAAGUCUGAGGUUUAGGGUACGAUCGGAAGCAUCAAGAUGCAGAAAAAAAAAAAGCGGAGGAGGCAUCAGUAGACUUCAAAACCCAUUUGUUGGGGCAGCUUUCCAAUCUUCCUUAAAGCCAAGAAACGUGAACUGUUUGGGUUAUCUUGGAAACAAAUUUCCCAGAAAAUCUCGGUAUGAUAUCAUUCCACGUGCCAAGAAAAACGACUGGAUAUCUCACGGGAUUAGGUUCUCACAAUCAUUCGGGGAAAAUGUUGAGAUUUUAUGGAAGAAUAUGGGAUUAAGAAGUGGGUUUGUGGUGAAGUCCGUGAAAGAGCCUUUCACUAGAAGCAAAGCUAUAGUUAGGUCAUUAUCCACAAUCUGGGAGGAAGGUUUGCUUCUAUUCCAGUGUUCUAUUUUCUAUGCUAUGAUAUCUGUUGUGUAUAAUCGCACAUUGUUGGCUGCUCAAAAGAGAAAAUAUUUGUGGUUAGGGAUACCCUUUAUAGAUGGCGUUCUUCAGAAGCAUUUGUCAACUGAAGAAGGUAUUGAUAAUCGUACAAAAAUUAGAAGAAAUGCUCAAGAGAAAACUGCAGCCCAGAGUCUUGGUGAAUCUGUUGCUUCAUCUGCUAAAGCUUCUCAAGCUAACAAUGUCAUUGUUGCUCUUGCUUCUUCACAAGACUUAACUCCUGAAUUGAAGCUUACAACUGCCUCACAAUAG
Messenger RNA from Lactuca saligna, 1149 nucleotides. NCBI's taxonomy places the organism in Eukaryota, Viridiplantae, Streptophyta, Magnoliopsida, Asterales, Asteraceae. The record is from the annotation of a GenBank genome assembly.